UCAUUCAACACAUCACUCGAUGCACAUCCAGUGCCCGAAGACAUCACAUCCAGUGAUGACAACAAACACAGUGUUCGACAACUCAUCCAAUCAUUGGACACAAGAAGUGAACCAAAGAAGACAUUGAAUGGCAAUAAAGCGAAGACAACAACAAAGAGAAGACAAAGAAAACGAAAGAAGACAUUAAGCGAUGAAUCGGACGAUAAUUAUGACCACAAAUGGGAACAGACUUUAAGUGAUGAAGAAAUGGAUGACAAAAGCGUUCAGAAAAAGAGAAAAUGCGUUCAGAAAAGCGAAAAAAGUGGUGAAAACUCGACGACAACUCCACUGAAGAGGAUAUAUAAAGACAGAACGCAUGACACGAAUGGAAAGCCCUUAAGAUCUAAACAUUUUAUGUGUGAAUACAUUGGAUGUGAGAAAACGUUUGGUGAAAGUGAAACACUUUUGGCACACAUUCGGGUCAGACAUACAAUGGAGCGGCCGUUCGGGUGUGACGUCUGCCACAAGAGAUUCCCUACGGAGAGGUGUCUUCGGGUGCAUAAGAAGAUCCAUACGGAGGACAUCCGAAAGUACCGGUGCUCUUGGGUUGGCUGUGACUCCACUUUUCGCACCAAAAGUUGUCUUCAGACUCACAUGCAAUCACAUGAACAGCGGCGACAAUACGCGUGCGAUGAAUGUGACCAACGAUUUAAUAGGAAAGGGAUUCUGUAUGCGCACAGACUAACGCACUCCGGCGCCCGACCGUACACUUGCGAUUGGCCCGCCUGUGAGGCCACGUAUAAGGACUUAAAUAUGCUUAAGCGCCACAAAGAGACACAUCUGGGAGUCAAACAGUAUGUCUGCGAUAGAGAGGGUUGUGGUAAAGGGUUUGUCACUAAAAAGUAUUUAUAUCAACACAAACGCCAACACUCUCUGCCAUUUGUGUGCAGUUGGCCCGCAUGUGACCGACGGUUCCCCUCUAAUGAUCGACUCCAGGACCACAUGAACUCACAUCAGGGCCUACGAGUGGUCGAGUGUCCGGUCGAGGGUUGCGAUAAGACAUUCACAUCCAAACCCUGUGCGCGACAACACUUAAGACAAGGCCUACGAGUGGUCGAGUGUCCGGUCGAGGGUUGCGAUAAGACAUUCACAUCCAAACCCUGUGCGCGACAACACUUAAGACAAGUCCACAAAUAUAAGACCACUGAAGGGCUCAUUCCUAUCAAGAAAUAA
Molecule: messenger RNA, 1212 nt
Organism: Medioppia subpectinata
Lineage: Eukaryota; Metazoa; Arthropoda; Arachnida; Sarcoptiformes; Oppiidae
Source: the annotation of a GenBank genome assembly